AAACGUAUUAUCAGUCUAUAACUGCAUUAGAUUCUCAGCUUUAUUUCUUAACUUGAAACAUUAAAUGCCCAGCCCUUGACAAUCUUGUCAAUACCUUUUGCUGCUCUCUCCACCCUUCCGUUGUCUACCAAUCAACUCUUCACCUGUAACCACCUAUCCGUCGCCAGCUCUCAUCCCACUCCUCCUCCUUGCUGUAGACAAACUAACUGCAAAGAAAUUGCUCAUAAACUACAGCAAAGAAUCAAAAGGUAGCGAGGGGGGUUUAAAAGAAAAUUGAGAAAAUGUCCACUGGAAAACAAGACGUGAUUAUCAUUGGUGGGGGCUUGUCUGGUCUGUCAGCUGCCAAGCUGCUGAUAGAGGAAGGCCUGAAAGUGCUAGUGUUAGAAGCGCAGGAUCGUGUUGGUGGAAGGACAUACACAGUUCGAGGUCCAGAGUUCCAGUACGUUGACUUAGGGGGAGCAUAUAUUGGACCGACACAAAACCGGAUUUUGCGUUUGGCCAAGGAGCUGGAAAUAGAGACUUACAAAGUAAAUGAGAAAGAGAAACUGAUUCACUUUGUAAAGGGGAAAUCUUACCCAUUUAAUGGGCCAUUCCCUCCUGUGUGGAACCCGAUUGCUUAUAUGGACUACAACAACUUCUGGAGAACUUUGGAUGACAUGGGAAAUGAGAUUCCUGCAGAUGCACCAUGGAACACUCAACGUGGAGAAGAGUGGGAUAACAUGACCAUGAAACAGUUAAUUGACAAACUUUGCUGGACCAGAACGGCGAGGGAAUUUGCCACACUCUUUGUCAAUGUGAAUGUCACUUCAGAGCCUCAUGAAGUAUCUGCACUUUGGUUUCUGUGGUAUGUGAAACAAUGUGGAGGGACGAGACGAAUAUUUUCUACCACUAAUGGAGGCCAGGAAAGGAAAUUUAUUGGCGGCUCAGGACAAAUAAGUGAGCGUCUGGCUGAAAGAAUGAAGGACAGUGUGAGAUUGAACAGACCGGUGGUGGGAGUUAAACAAGCGGAGGGUACUGUUGACGUGGAGACGCUGCAUGGAGAGAGGUACAAGGCAGAUUAUGUCAUCUGUGCUAUUCCUCCCGCCCUCACCCAGCAAAUCCACUUCAGUCCUCCAGUGCCUCCGCUUCGUAACCAGUUGAUUCAGCGGGUGCCGAUGGGCUCCAUCAUUAAAUGCAUGGUCUACUACAACCAGCCAUUCUGGAAGGAGAAAGGUUUCUGUGGAACCAUGAUGAUCGAAGAUGAGGAGUCACCUAUUUCCAUGACACUGGAUGACACCAAGCCUGAUGGUUCACAUCCUGCAAUUAUGGGGUUUAUACUGGCGAGGAAGGCUCGACUCUUGCUUGAUCUCACCAAAGCAGAGAGGAAGAAAAGAAUUUGCCAGAUUUACGCAAAAGUUCUGGGAACAGAGGAAGCCCUGUAUGCUGUUCAUUAUGAAGAGAAGGACUGGUGUGCAGAGCAGUAUUCAGGUGGCUGCUACACUGCAUAUUUCCCACCCGGAACGUUUGUUCAGUUUGGCAGAGUUCUACGAGAGCCUUUUGGGAGACUCUACUUUGCCGGCACCGAAACGGCUACCAAGUGGAGUGGGUACAUGGAUGGAGCGGUACGGGCUGGGGAACGUGCUGCCAGAGAGGUAAUGUGUGCAGUGGGAAUCAUUCCAGAGGCAGCAAUAUGGAGUCUCGAGCCUGAGGUUCAAGAAAUUCCAACUCAGCCGAUGACCAUGACUUUCUGGAUGCGACACCUGCCCUCUGUUCCAACAUUCCUGCAGCUGCUGGGCUUGUCCACUUGCCUGAGUGUGAUUAUUGUGGCCAUGACCAGGAAAAACCUGUUCAUACAGAGGGUAAUUGGACUCUAUCUACAUGUGACUUAAACUAGUUUUGAGUGCAAAGUGAAAAGGGUAAAGAUGAUGACGAGCCCUGUGAAUUCACUCUCAACAUUGGGUAAAAUUGUGCCACAGUGAAUGAUGUCUCCCCAACGUAUUCAACAGUAACUCUCCACUUAAGAUCUUUAUAGAUGGUUCAUGUUUAAAAAAUAUAUAUAUAUAUAAUCCCUGUUGCCUUUCCAAAAAUGAUGAAUUGUUGUAUCUUUGUUGAAUGUAAAAAAUAAAAAUAAUGUUUCAAUCUAUUGUGUCUGUAAUGUGACUCGCCACAUUCAGAAGGGGAUCUGGUUUGUAUUCGUUCACCAGUAGGCAACCCACCCCUGGAUCCAGGGACUCUGCAAUUAUCCUUCUACGUGCAACUCCACUCUGAGGAUUAAGUUCUAUGAAAUCACUCAGCAAUGUAAUUUAUAGCUCUGGUUUGCAGUCUCUGCAAUGAGAGAAUUGCCACCAGAUCUUGGUGUCACUUGGUUCCGAGAAGCAGUCUCAGAAAUUGUGGAACACACUGAGGAAAAUCCUCCUCCUAACUUCUAACUUGCUGUGGAGGGGCACAAGGGUUUCUUACAAUACUCUCAGCAGAUAAGGCACCCGAUAUGGAAAGAAAAACAGAGUUGAUGCUUCAGGUCCUCAGAAGAGUCCUAGACCUGAAACUUUGACUUUGUUUCUCCUUCCACAGUUGCUGCCUGAUCUGACUAUUUCUCGCAUUUUCAUUUUUUAUUUCAGAACUUUGGCAUCUGUGUUUUUUCUGUUUUUUAUUUGCAACAGAGCCCUCGUCUCUGCAGUUCUGAUUUUUUCUUCUGGGCAGGCCAGCCCCUUGGUACAGAUAGCAGAUGGUAAUUCUAUCCCAACUGUUAUGAAAUAAUAUUGGGGAGAAGUAGAAGAGUGGAGAUGUUCCCUUUUGAUUUGUUUGUGUCUCAGAGCAUUGUUGAAAAGCACUUACUCAAGAGAAUCUUUGAAAGGUCAAACUCGACUGCCCUAGUAGAUUGUGUCUCUUUUACAUGUUUUAUUUCAAUGCUUUCACCAAUAGUUAUGUAAAUAAUGCUCCCAGAAAAUUUGGAUGCCUCUUUAGCUGCAAGCCAUUGGCAAAUUUUGUUGUAAGUAAUAGCAGUAUGAAUCACAUUGCAAGUGUUUCUCUACCACUGAUUCCAAGUUUAACACAGAUGAUGAAAUAUUGCAGUAAGGUGCCUACUCGAGUUAGGAUUCAGGACAGGUAAGCUGACAUGAGCCAUAUGACCUUUGCUGUUCACAAUUUGUGCUGAUUCCACUCAGCUUGUUGGAUUAUCCGUUGCAACCAGUGAGAAAAUGUAAGAGUUAAAAUUCUGCAUGGUUGUGUAGAAAGGAUACCUGCAGUUGUAAUAGAACGUUGAGCCAGGGGAGGGAGCCAAGCGACAAUUCAACAGAUAAAUGAAAUGCUGGAAGGAGAAUCAGUGGUUCAUGAAAUAGUGACGCAAUUGCUUCAGAAUUGAAUGUCACCCUCUUUUGGUGCACCAAGCGUGAGCUAUGUACAAAGCUAACGCUCACUCGGUCCUCUGCGGACCUAUGAAAUUGGAAUAGCGUUCAUUAAAUUAGUUUUAUGAUAUUUUGAAUAUAAAUCAUGUGCUGAAACAAGAUUUAUGCAGACAAUCUCUAAAAGCUGCUUAAAAAAACAUGUAGCUGCUGCAACAUUAAGAGGAGCAGUGGAUGUUAAAGUGCUCUCCCCAUGGCCACCACAGAACAGCUGCGUGGAAAACUGUUAUAGAAGUGAAGGAAACACGGGACUUUGUUCUCUCACACCCACUGCCGAAUGGGUUACACUUAUCACGUCUCGGGCUACGAGUGACCUUGUGUCACUGUGAGAUGAGGGUUGAUGAAACGGGGGGUGAUCCGUGGGAGCUUGCUCUGAUGUGAAUUGUGCAGAAAGGCUGUAUAGAGGAAGGGACUACAAGAGACUGCAGAUGUUGGAAUCCAGAACAAAAAAAAAUCUAAUUGCAGGAGGAACUCAGAAGGUCGAACAGUAUCUGUGGGGAUAAAAGAAUUGGUAAUUUUUUGAGUUGAGAUCUUGCAGCAGGACUAAGAGCGGAGAUAAAUAUUAGCCAAUUUAAAAUAUGAUCGUAGGGGUGAAAUGAGCGUAGGUGAGAAGUGCUCUAAGGAGGGGUUAGGGAUGAUGGCCGGGUGGAGCCAGCUGGGGGGGAUGUGGAGGGAAGGAGUUGGGAGGCAGAGGCAGGUGGAUGGUAGAAAGAGCCAGACAAGAAAAAUAAAACAGCCCCUCCCCGGGCACUUUCCGUUGCAGCCGCAAGAGAUGCAACACUUGUCCCUUAACCUCCCCCAUCGACUCCAUUCAAGGACCCAAGCAGUCGUUCCAGGUGCGACGGAGGUUCAUCUGCAUCUCCUCCAACCUCAUCUACAGUGGCUUGCAAAAGUAUUCAUACCCCUUGAACUUUUCCACAUUUUGUCACGUUACAACCACAAACGUAAAUGGGAUUUUAUGUGAUAGACCUACACCAAGUGGCACAUAAUUGUGAAGUGGAAGGAAAAUGAUACAUGGUUUUCAAAUUUUUUUACAAAUAAAAAACUGAAAAGUGUGGCGUGCAAAAGUAUUCAACCCCCUUUACUCUGAUACCCCUAAAUAAAAUCCAGUGCAACCAAUUGCCUUCAGAAGUCACCUAAUUAGUAAAUAGAGUCCACUUGUGUGUAAUCUAAUCUCAGUAUAAAUACAGCUGUUCUGUGAAGGCCUCAGAGGUUUGUUAGAGAACAUUAGUGAACAAACAACAUCAUGAAGCCCAAGGAACACGCCAGACCGGUCAGGGAUAAAGUUGUGGAGAAGUUUAAAGCAGGGUUAGGUUAUAAAAAAAUAUCCCAAGCAUUGAACAUCUCACGGAGCACUGUUCAAUCCAUCAUCCGAAAAUGGAAAGAGUAUGGCACAACUGCAAACCUACCAAGACAUGGCCGUCCACCUAAACUGACAGGCCGGGCAAGGAGAGCAUUGAUCAGAGAAGCAGCCAAGAGGCCCAUGGUAACUCUAAAAGAGCUGCAGAGAUCCACAGCUCAGGUGGGAGAAUCUGUCCACAGGACAACUAUUAGUCGUGCACUCCACAAAUCGGGCCUUUAUGGAAGAGUGGCAAGAAGAAAGCCAUUGUUGAAAAAAAGCCAUAAGAAGUCCCGUUUGCAGUUUGCCACAAGCCAUGUGGGGGACACAGCAAACAUGUGGAGGAAGGUGCUCUGGUCAGAUGAGACAAAAAUUGAAGUUUUUGGCCUAAAUGCAAAACACUAUGUGUGGUGGAAAACUAACACUGCACAUCACCCUGAACACACCAUCCCCACUGUGAAACAUGGUGGUGGCAACAUCAUGCUGUGUGGAUGCUUUUCUUCAGCAGGGACAGGGAAGCUGUUCAGAGUUGAUGGGAAGAUGGAUGGAGCCAAAUACAGGGCAAUCUUGGAAGAAAACCUGUUAAGAGUCUGCAAAAGACUUGAGACUGGGGCGGAGGUUCACCUUCCAGCAGGACAACGACCCUAAACAUACAGCCACAGCUACAAUGGAGUGGUUUAGAUCAAAGCAUAUUCAUGUGUUAGAAUGGCCCAGUCAAAGUCCAGACCUAAAUCCAAUUGAGAAUCUCUGGCAAGACUUGAAAAUUGCUGUUCACAAACGCUCUCCAUCCAAUCUGACUGAGCUUGAGCUAUUUUGCAAAGAAGAAUGGGCAAAGAUUUCAGUCUCUAGAUGUGCAAAGCUGGUAGAGACAUACCCCAAAAGACUUGCAGCUGUAAUUGCAGCAAAAGGUGGUUCUACAAAGUAUUGACUCAGGGGGGCUGAAUACUUUUGCACGCCACACUUUUCAGUUUUUUAUUGGUAAAUAAAUUUGAAAACCAUGUAUCAUUUCCUUCCACUUCACAAUUAUGCACCACUUUGUGUUGGUCUAUCACAUAAAAUCCCAAUAAAAUACAUUUACGUUUGUGGUUGUAACGUGACAAAAUGUGGAAAAGUUCAAGGGGUAUGAAAACUUUUGCAAGCCACUGUAUUGCAUCCGCUGCUCUAGAUGUCAGCUGAUCUACAUCGGUGAGACCAAGCGGAGGCUUGACGAUCGUUUCGCCGAACACCUCCGCUCGACCCGCAUUAACCAACCUGACCUCUCGGUUGCUCAGCACUUCAACUCCCCCUCCCAUUCCCCAUCUGACCUCUCUGUCCUGGGUCUCUUCCAUGGCCAGAGCGAGCAACACCAGAAAUUGAAGGAACAGCACCUCAUAUUCCGCUUGGGUAGUCUGCAUCCUGCGGGCAUGAACAUUGAAUUCUCCCAAUUUUGUUAGCCCUUGCUGUCUCCUUCCUCAGCCCUCGGGCUAUCUCCUCCCAUCCCUCAGCCUUCGGGCUCCUCCUCCUUUUUCCUUUCUUCCC
This is a messenger RNA of Leucoraja erinaceus (little skate), 6237 nucleotides long. RefSeq names its product amine oxidase [flavin-containing]-like. The transcript is spliced from 16 exons. NCBI's taxonomy places the organism in Eukaryota, Metazoa, Chordata, Chondrichthyes, Rajiformes, Rajidae. Gene Ontology annotation, molecular function: oxidoreductase activity. The record is from RefSeq and is a predicted model, not a curated record. Bases 282 to 1868 code for a protein of 528 amino acids.